AUGAGCUACCCUCAGGCUCCCGGAGCCACCUAUGAUGGGUCCAGCGAAGGCCUCCACCGGAAGGGCUCCGUGAAAGCUGCAAGGGAACGUGCCCAGGCCGAGCAGGAGCACUACCUCCGUUCCGACUACUACGGCCAACCAUCGCGCCCGCCGCUGCCAACGUCGCAGUACAAUGUCCGUCCACCCACGCGCCCCCAGGCCAAUCCUACCCCACCCUCAAGCUCCGGCCGGGAAAUGUCGCCCUCUCCCGGCCCCAACUGGCCUCUGGCUGACGACAGCCACCCCGUCCAGGACAGCCCGUCGCGUCAAAAAGGCCCGCCGCCCCAGCGCCCCCCGCGCCCCUCUUACGUUCCCUCCAUUCUAGAUCCCACCAGGCCGGACCCUACUCUCCUCGCUCCACCAGCCCCGAAAACACCCAGGCGCAGGGAGCCUGAACCCGAACCACUCUCGCCCUCCGAUUACGAUGACCAGCUGCUCUCGCCCACCUCCUACUACCCCUCGCCCCGAGAGCAUCGCCCGGUAACCACCUCUUCCAUGGCCUCGGUCUCGUCGCUCGGCUCCAUUCCCGACUUCCCUGUCCCGGUGCCAAACAUGCCUCAAUCACGGAAAAGCCCGAACCUUGGUCCCCCGCCCUCGGCCAGGAGAGGCCCUUCGUCCUACUACUCGCAGAUGUCGUACGUUUCGCCCAUUGUCGAGGAGGCCGAGUCCAACAGAUCGCACAACUCUUUCGCUUCGAGCAACGUCAUUCCCAACGCCGACGGCUUCUAUUUCGACGAGGACGCAACUCCCUCCGAGGAGGACCUGCCCAUGGCCAGUCCCUCAACCAUCACUGGGAGCGAUCGAUCUUCACGGGUAACGGACGACGGGGAUCAGGCUGGCCUUGUUAGACAUGCCAGCCUUGGCAAGCGGGGGAAGCCGUCGUUGACGACAAUUAAGAGCGUGGACAGCUUUGACAGGAUAAUAAGGAACAAUGAAAAACAAAAGAAAAGCGCCGUGGGACAGGGCAUCAUGGCAGCUGGCGCUGCUGGUGGUGCAUUUGCUGCUGGAUACGGCAAUUCCCGCGAUCCCGGCCAACGGUCGUCUUCGAGGCCUGACAGCGAGGCCCUGAGUAGCGGUACCGGUCUUUUCCCGCCAUCGGCAUCAGGAUCCUCGGAAUCGGUGAAUUCGGUUGGCUUGAAGAGGCCAAUGAAGUCAUCUCCUCUGGCCCGCUCCGAGGACAAUAGCCCCGAUUCUCCUGUUGACCCGAGGGUGGAUCAGAUUCUGGGUGGGCUGGAAAAAGGCGGUGCGCUUGGAGCAGGAUAUAGCAACCCGAAGAGGGGGAUGUCGCUAGCCGACCGUGUCGGCACUCGGCGCCCGCCCCGUUUGAACGUCGAUGCUGUUCGGGAUGCCGAAGCUCGUGGAAGUCUCACCAGCCUGCCUGAUCUGAUCAGACGCGCUACUCGCCUCGCUUCGAAUCUCGACCGCGGCAAGACCGCAAGUCGAAUGGACAUGGAAAUGUGGGAGAAGGGCGGAAAUGACAAAGCUUGGGAGGCUGGGCAGCGCCGAGCGUCCUCACUCUCCGACAUUCUCACAUCAUUUCCUCAUCCAGGCAUCGGCACACCAACUGGCGAGAGGAAUGGAUCACGGCCCGUUUCCCGCUGGCCGUCUGGCCUUGGUCAGUACGAACAGCAUCAUGAUCCGGACGCUGAUCCCCAGGAGAAGAAGAAGCAAGGCAGACGAUGCUGCGGCAUGCCGCUCUGGUGCUUCAUCAUCCUCAUGCUCAUUCUUGUCCUGCUUAUCGCCGCCGCCAUUGUCGUCCCCGUUGUCUUGAUUGUCCUCCCGAAGCAAAACAGUAGCGACGCCAGUUCGAGCGCCGAUUCAGCUCUUGCUCAGUGCCAGCAAAACUACGCGUGCGAGAACGGAGGUAGCAGCGUCGUCAAUCCGAGUGGCCACUGCAGCUGCAUGUGUGUCAACGGUUUCACCGGCGAUCGUUGCACUACGGAAUCCGAGGAGGGCUGCACGACCACUACUAUCGGAGGACGGAACGCCACGAUUGGCUCUGCCAUGCCGUCGCUCAUCUCGACCGCCUCCGAUUCCUUCCAGAUCCCGCUCAGCGGAACCGAGCUUCUCUCCCUGUUUUCGUCCUCAAACCUUAGCUGCACAGCUGAAAACGCGCUUGUGACCUUCAACGGCGUUUCCACGAAUAAGCGCUCCAUCGAUCUGCCUCCUCCCGCCCCCAUGCCAGUGGUUGAGGUUGCAUUGGAGAACAAUGCCAAGCCUGCCAAUGACGCGCCUUCAACUGCGUGUACCUCGUCCGUCCCGAUUGUCACUCCUGCCCCUGAGCUGAAGUUCCUGGCCGCUCGCGAUGAGUCUUCGUCUGGCACCGACGAUGCCGCCACCAGAUAUGGCAUCGUUUACGACUCUUCUCCGGCAAGCUCCAAUGUGUACUACAGCUCAUAUUCCUCCACUGCCACUGGCUCCGCCGCUGCCUCGGCCACGUCAUCAGCCCUUUCCGUCAGCAAAAAGCGACUGCAGUUCGCACGUAUCGGGGUCCUUUUCGUAUUCCAGGAAAGCAAUGAUUUGUCGAAAGCUGUCACGGCGCAGGAAAACCUCCAGACCUAUUUCGAAGAAUAUGAAGAGGGUGACAAGGAUGCAACGGCAGCCACUGCAGUCAGCUUGGGCAACGACUUUGCAAUCGAUCUCAGCCAGUGGCAUAUCACACUACCAAAUGGUACGCAUGUGGGGCAUCUCGUUGAGUGA
Messenger RNA from Lasiodiplodia theobromae, 2739 nucleotides. Its product is annotated as Epidermal growth factor-like type 3. The coding region runs from base 1 to 2739 and encodes 912 amino acids. The record is from RefSeq and is a predicted model, not a curated record. NCBI's taxonomy places the organism in Eukaryota, Fungi, Ascomycota, Dothideomycetes, Botryosphaeriales, Botryosphaeriaceae. The transcript has a single exon.